Hemisphaericaspora subhashii is the source of this 303-nucleotide messenger RNA. RefSeq lists its product as uncharacterized. The transcript has a single exon. The coding region runs from base 1 to 303 and encodes 100 amino acids. NCBI's taxonomy places the organism in Eukaryota, Fungi, Ascomycota, Pichiomycetes, Serinales, Debaryomycetaceae. The record is from RefSeq and is a predicted model, not a curated record.
AUGGUUACUAAAAGAAUCUUAUCUGUCGCCCACUUCAAGACUGCUUCCAGACAUUGGAUGCCUUUAAAUACUAAAUUACCAAAAUCACAACUAUUCGCAAAACAUUUUUCAAGACAACGAUGCAUCAACUUUAACAAUGUCACCGAUGCUUCAGUUGUAUCCAACGACAAUGUAUUUACAUCUACACAAGAAUCAACCAGUACUGCUGCUCAAACAUCAUCAAGCGAUGAUUCUCCAUACUUUGAACCAAUUGUAUACUCAAAUGAUGAAAUCAUCACUGCUAGUCCGGUAAGAAAACCUUAA